Messenger RNA from Empidonax traillii (willow flycatcher), 1182 nucleotides. RefSeq names its product lysosomal acid lipase/cholesteryl ester hydrolase-like. NCBI's taxonomy places the organism in Eukaryota, Metazoa, Chordata, Aves, Passeriformes, Tyrannidae. Gene Ontology annotation, molecular function: hydrolase activity, acting on ester bonds. Gene Ontology annotation, cellular component: intracellular membrane-bounded organelle. Gene Ontology annotation, biological process: lipid metabolic process. The transcript is spliced from 9 exons. Bases 1 to 1182 code for a protein of 393 amino acids. The record is from RefSeq and is a predicted model, not a curated record.
AUGUGGCUGGCUCUAGCUCUGGUGUCCGUGUUCCACGGGAUGGUGUCUGGGCAGUGCCUCUUGAAUUUCCCGUUUCCCAAGAAUCCCGAAGCACGGAUGAACAUCAGUGAAAUGGUCUCCUACUGGGGAUACCCCAGCGAGGAGUACGACGUGGUGACAGAGGAUGGCUACAUCCUUCACCUGAACAGAAUUCCUCACGGGAGAGAAAAUGCUGGAUGCCAAGGUCCCAGGCCUGUCGUGUUUCUGCAGCACGGUCUCCUUGCAGAAGGCAGCAGCUGGGUCACCAAUCUGGCCAACAACAGCCUGGGCUUCAUUCUCGCCGACGCUGGCUAUGAUGUUUGGAUUGGGAACAGCAGAGGGACCACUUGGUCCAAGCGACAUCUGCUCCUGUCCCCCAAACGGGACGAUUUCUGGGCUUUCAGCUUUGAUGAAAUGGCUAAAUACGACCUCCCAGCAAUGAUAAACUUCAUUGCACGGAAAACAGGACAGAAACAGUUGUAUUACAUCGGUCAUUCACAAGGCACCACUGUAGCUUUCAUAGCCUUUUCCACCAUGCCUCAGCUGGCUCAGAAAAUCAAAAUGUUCCUUGCUCUUGCACCUGUGACCACAAUUACGUUUUCUUCAAGUGCAGCUAGAAAGCUCGCACUUUUUUCUGACUAUGGGCUUAAGGAGAUAUUUGGCACCAAAGACUUCCUCCCACACACUGCCUUGGGUGAGCUCUUCCUUUCCAGAUUCUGUGCCUGCUCGAAGACCUGCCAGAGCUUCUUGUCCUUGACGUUCGGAUUUAACUGGAAGAACAUGAACAUGAGCCGAAUCGAUGUGUACACAGGACACAGCCCAGCGGGGACUUCAGUCCAAAACAUAAUCCACUGGUUGCAGGUAUUUCAGAGUGGGGCACUGAGAGCUUUUAACGGAGGGACCAUUUACAACAGUCUUCGCUACAGGCAGGAGGGUCCGCCGCUCUACGACGUGAAGGACAUGGAAGUGCCCACGGCCAUCUGGAGUGGGGGGCUGGACUGCCUGGCAGAUCCCCAGGACACAGCCCUGCUGCUCCCCCAGAUCAAGAACCUGGUCCACCACAGGCUGAUUCCCCAGUGGAAUCACAUGGAUUUCAUACUGGGGCUCGAUGCAACCGAGAUUUUGUACCUGGAAAUGCUUGACACCAUGAAGAAGCAUCUGUAA